AUUUCUACCGGUCGUAUUCCUUGUUUAUGUUUUCUUUACAUGCCCGGGCGUGGCAUCACUUGUAUUGUUACUUGCAGUAGAAGUAGAAAAUCUUCGACUUCUACUUAGCAACGAGUUUUGACUACAUCAUAGCUGCGUUGCCAGGUAGCUAGCCGUCUAAUCCGUACAUAAUACCGGCAAUGAAAAAUCGAAAUGUUGGUCGCGUCCUGUACUAGUGCUCCGCGUUCGUCCUCGUCGUUUUCAGCAUUGUCGUUCCAGAGUUCGAGUUCCCGCUGGAACGACGGGGACAUAGAUGCAGUUUCGCUUUCUAAUUCUGGUCCCCGGCCACGGCGACCGGGAGCGAUGGCCGUAUUUGAAAAAGAGCAUCGAGACGCUGCAAAACAGCUUCUCCCGGAGCCAAUAUUUUUCGGCGCGGGACGUGGACUGUGCCAUUUUCACUUGGCGAAAAAGGGAAGAAUACGACCUGGAGCGGAUCGUUCAUACACAUACACAAGAGCUCCACGACAGCGGCCUUGCUACCACCUCGCGCGCCACGCACUCACCCCCAGCCCCUCCGCACAACGGUACCGGCGUGCAUCGCUGCGCCGUGGUGCGAAACGAACAAGCACACUACCAGAACGCUCUGUGGAACGCGUAUGAGCAGUUUAUCAAGGGGGUAGGAACCGGAACCACGAACAGAAAAAGCGAAAAUUAUGAAAACAAAACCUACUAUGACUAUGUUUUGGUUCUGCUCGACGACGUGCAUGUGGCGCGCUUUGAUCCGGACUUUGUGUUUCCGGUGAUUUGGGAGAAUGAGCUGGCCGUACUCCAGCCACACUCCUUGUGCGCGGCGAGCUCCCGGCUCCCGCGGGACUACUGGCUCGAUUCCCUGGCCCACUACGCGAUUCCCGGGUGGAAUUCCCGCACGUUUGAGAUGCAGUUCACCGUUUUCGCCAACGCCGCCUUCGCCUGUUUCGCGGAGGAGACAUUGAAAAACAUUGGCCACGUGAAGGGCGGCUUUGAUAAACUCUUCUUCUGGGCGUGCGGAGGCGAAAUGUCCAGGAUUGCGCGCACGGAGUGGCGCCCGCGGAAGCUGGAGUUGUUGGAACACGCGAAGGGAGUGCGACGGAGGCCGUACUACACAACGACGGUGACUACAAGACCUGCUUCAUCCGCGAUAACAUCAAAUCACGUUGAGGCAGUACCGGAAUUUCCACCCAAUGAUGGUCAUGUUGGUCCUCCUGCAGGUACUACUGUUCAUCUUUCGGAUCAUGUUCAUGCUCCAUAUUCCGGAAGCCGAGAUGUAAAAACGUUGUUAUCCGCACCACCACCAUCCUCCGCUUCCCUGACCCCGAAGCAAGCCUCGGAUAUGGAUUCUGCGGACCAUUUUUGGCAGCACAAGUGGGGCGAGGUGCCCUACGACCAUUGGCGCGAGGCGGUGGAGGGUCGGGUGAUUGACCCGGGGAAUUCCGUGAUGGAGCAGACGGUGCAGGUGACGCAGCUGCGCAAGUCGCAGUAUGACCACAAAAUUGUCUUUCCCGUGGGCCACAUGUGGUUCCGCGCGAUCUCCCUGCAUUUGGUCUGGGCGGUCUCUAUCCAGGAAAAAACACCCAUCCCCAUCCAAUUUGUCAUGCAAAACCUGGAUAAAGUGCAGUGUUUGUCAUGCUAAAUAUGGAUGGGGAUGGGUGUUUUUUUCUGGAUAGUCUCGCAGGGCAUGCUCUACAUGGCGCGCGACAACGAUCACCUGCUGACCAAGGGGGAAAAGCGAAAGUCCACGCAGCUGCGGAAAAACGUUCGGCUACUCGGUGAAUUGGAAAGUGGUAGUACCAGCGAGAUAAUUGGAACUGCAGAAGAUCGUCAUCUCGAUCGUCCUGCAGAGGACCAAGCAAAUGAGCAAGUCCCUUUUUCUUCUCCCGAAAGAAAGGGAAACCACGCUGAAGAGGAUCUCCUUCCGCAGGAGUUCUGGAAUUUCUCCCUCGUGAAAAUGCAGCGGAUAUCAAAAUGAAAAAUCCUCCCUCCCCGUAUCAAAUCGUAAAUCUGUGAUGCAAGAUUUGUGUACACAAAUCAGCUUUGUCUUGCAGUAGUCGUAGAGGUCUCACCGCGCGCAGAUACAAAGCCUGAGCUGGGCCUUUUUGGUGUAGGCGCCUAGCGAGGGAGGCUUAUCCUCUGCACGCCCUACAGCAUUACAAAUUGCGCCCACAAAGCGCGGCGGGGUCUCUGGCCUUGCUUUCUUGCAAUACAGAGACGAUUCGCGUCUGCAAAUCAGCAUCGCAAAUAUUCAGAAGUGUCUCUUUUCAGUAUGGGCAGGGGGAGUUUCUCCUUACGAUAACGGAAGUACAUGGCGGAGAUGUUUGUGAACUGGCGAAAGGAGGUCGUGGCUCUCUGCGCCGCCACGGGAGUGCGGUACUUCUCGAGCAGAAAUGUACGCACGUGUUCUGGUGUAAAAGUCUAUAGUGCGUCCUCGGACUCUAGUUGCAAUUUGAAAUUAUGCAUGUUGACGGCCACAAGCUUUCUUGUUCCCAUUGCCAAGCAAAAUCGGCAUUACAGGUUCCAUUAGUGUUCUUUCUAAUGCCUCUCGAAAGCAGACGAGAACGACUCAAUUUGUAAAUGCAAUUCUUUUUACGUCGUCGUGCGAGGACACUGUUUUUCACUGUUGCCCUGCAUAAAGCGCCACGACGGUGGAGCGAUACCAUGAGUGGCUCUUGUCGGAAAAGAGCUGUUUGCCUAUGGACUGCAAAAGUAUCGUACUCGUAUAAAGAAAUGCAUUAGCAUGAGAAAAAAAAUUUGUCAUGCGGAUUUGCCUUAAGACAAAGAUUUGUAAUGCAAGACUUGCAUUUAUACGAAUACGAUACUUUUGCACAGGAUAUUGCCCGACAAGUACCAAUUUCAGCUUCACCAAAUGCAGCGCUCGGGAAAGCCGAGACUGCUGGUCGCACUCGACGCACUGUUCGCGCCAGUUUCAGAGGCGGAGGUGGCCUGGCUCCGGCGAGAGAGCCGCUCUGAUCUACUUGAUGUUGCCGGCGCAGGGACUUCUACAACAGUACCCGAGGAAAUAGAUGUUGCUGUCGAAGUUGAACAAGUGCUCAAGUUUGAAACCUUUUCCCAGCUUCUGCGACGGUUCGCCACAACGGAUGGAGCCGCGGUGUUGACCAAGAGCGCGGCCGCGCCGGGCGCUGCAGCAUCUUCAGUAGAAAAUCAUAAACCUGAGCCAGACGAAAGCCAAAGUAGUGCUAUUGUCGACAAAAAAAUAAAAAUUAUCCGGUCCCUUCCUGACCUGAUUUUCCGACUAGAUAAAAAGGCACUCUCCGAAUUUCUCCACCACGUUAUCGUCGAAACGGGCGGCAUAUCCUGUGCAAAAGUACCUUACUCGCAGUAAAAGUAAUUCUCAUUGCAGUCAUGCAUUACAAAUCUUUUUCUUAACGUAGAUCCGCAUGACAAAUUCUGUUUCUCAUGCUGAGUCAUGCAUUUAUACGAGUGCGAUACUUUUGCAGUUCAUACGGCACCCAGCCUUGGCCCGUGGACUCGCUAUUCACAAAGCGGGCGAGUUUGAUUUUUGAAAGUUUUCUGCACUCGGACGCGCAAAAAUUUCUCACUGGUGCGCUAUCCUUCGCGCUCGCUUUGACCACAGACUUCUCCGUCGAAACGGAGCUUCUGCCCCGCCCGCUGCGCGAGCUGACGAAGACCCGUUUUUUACCCAGAAGAACCUACCUCGACGAACUCUCCUUGCACAUGAGCCGGUCGCAGAAACAGAAUUUGAUGCACAGUUUCAUGUUUGACCAGGAGCGGGACGAGGUCGCGGCCGGUGCUGCCGGUGAAUCCUUUGUAGCGCCACCUGUUGUUGUUUCGGAGGACGACGCGUCUUCACGAGGACCGCCAGGUCCUCAUCGCGGCGCGCCUUCAAGUAGUAGAACUACAACUACACCGGUUGUACUAUCCCAUAGAAGUACAAAGACCAGCUCCUCGUCAACUACGUCUAAAAAAGUUGCCUUCAGCCAACCCCAGCAACUGGGGUCGGAAUUCAUUGGGCGCCUGCCACUCGCGUCGUCCUUUGGGAGCGUUGCUGUGGAAGAGAGCGACGCUGGUGGAUCGCCGAGCCGCGAUCCAGCAUUGCCAUUGCCAUCCGCAGAAGAUGAUCAUGAUGUUGAUGUAGAGCAGCAAAAUUCAUCCGAGCUCGUCCGCAAGCAGCAAGUGUACGAGCAAAUGCUGAACGAAACCUACUACUUCGACCGGGCGCUCAAAUUUGACCCCUUCGCGUAUGGAAGCGUCAGGAUCGAAAUCGACAAAGUCGAAAAAUUUGCAAUGCGUAAAAUGAUGGGCACGCAAGGCCUGUGUUGGGGAGCAGGCAAAUGAGACCGAUAGCAGGCCUGUUUAGGGGAAGACGAUGUGCUGCCAGAGUAGCAUGACAGCAGCAGUCUUCUUCGUCCAAACAGCAUGACAGACUGGAUCUUGGUGCUCCCGAAAUUUCUCAUGCGCCACUUGAAAACUGAGGCUCUAACUGGCAUCGAUUUUGUGCAUCACAAGUUUUCCGAUUUGGUUAAUUUCGAUUCUGACACAUCCAUAUCGCGGUGGCGCAGUAUAAUCUUGACAAGGAGAAAAACAAGAUGCAGCUGAACAAGCAGAAGCCGAACCAGAACCGGCGGAAUGUGUUCACGAAAAAGAUGGCGGUGGGAGAGAGCAGUCGGUUGGUACGCGGUGGCCGGGAUGUCCAGGGCAACAGCUUCACGCAGCUCCGUAUCCCUCCUGGAAAAGAAAAUGUGUCGCGCUCGUACAAAGAAUUGAUGCAGUCAUGCAUGACGUCAAGUGUUGUCUUCGCCGGCGUGGAAUAGCACAUGCAAAUCCACGGACUUAUUUAAUUCUUGCAAGAGUUUGUCAUGCUCAUGCGAUAGCGAUUCAUACAACCAGUGCGAACAAAUACGUUUCAUCCAUUGCAUACUCCUAGACCUGGAGCAGGACCUGACCUUCCUCACUGCGGACGAGUUUCACGACGCGCUGAACGACAUAUCCUGUGCAACCAUCAAGAACAACGCUUUCACUAUUACCGCCGCUUGCAUAGCCACGAGUUCUUCCCUGUGCACCAUGCUGUGAUCUGUCUAUGCAUUUGCAUGACGAAUCUAAAAUAAAAUCUUGAAACUUCAACGCUUGGAUGGAAGCUCAUCGGGUUGAUGUAAAAAUGUACUACUUACACGGGUAGAAGACCACGAUGCUGUUGUUGAUUUGUUUACACAGGAUACAUCCAUUCCUUGGUCAAUCUGCUUCACUGCUCGGAGGCAAACCAAAUCGCGGCCAACGACCCAAAUCGACACAUCGGCAUUAACGAACAGGGAUGGGACAGGGAAAAUAGCAAGGUGGUUACCUGACAUUAUAUUUCACUUCGGUGUUUUGGCUGUGUGGCGCUUGCUUUGAGAAAGAAAACAUCCUACAACUACAGAAUAAAGCUGCAUACUUCAUCUCAUCUGCUGCCUUUUCC
Messenger RNA from Amoebophrya sp. A120, 5446 nucleotides. NCBI's taxonomy places the organism in Eukaryota, Dinophyceae, Syndiniales, Amoebophryaceae. The record is from the annotation of a GenBank genome assembly.